GAUGGACCUGGUGGCCUGGGGUGUGGACCUGGCCUCAGUGGAACAGCACAUCAACAGCCAUAGAGUCAUCCACAAUGCCAUCGGGGACUAUCGCUGGCAGCUGGACAAAAUUAAAGCCGACCUGCGUGAGAAAUCUGCCAUCUACCAGUUGGAGGAGGAAUAUGAAAACCUGCUGAAAGCGUCCUUCGAGAGAAUGGAUCACCUGCGACAGCUGCAGAACAUCAUCCAGGCCACAUCCCGCGAGAUCAUGUGGAUCAAUGACUGCGAGGAGGAGGAGCUGCUCUAUGACUGGAGCGACAGGAACACCAACAUCGCUCAGAAACAGGAGGCCUUCUCGAUACGCAUGAGUCAACUGGAGGUUAAGGAAAAAGAGCUCAAUAAGCUUAAACAAGAAAGUGACCAACUUGUCCUCAAUCAGCAUCCAGCUUCAGACAAAAUUGAGGCCUAUAUGGAUACUCUUCAGACACAGUGGAGUUGGAUUCUUCAGAUCACCAAAUGCAUUGAUGUUCAUCUCAAAGAAAAUGCUGCCUACUUCCAGGUUUUUAUACUUAGUAAUAAUUUAACUGUCUUGUAUGUCUUGAUACCUUACCUUUUGAAUGUGUUUUAA
Messenger RNA from Manis javanica (Malayan pangolin), 607 nucleotides. The record is from RefSeq and is a predicted model, not a curated record. Lineage: Eukaryota; Metazoa; Chordata; Mammalia; Pholidota; Manidae.